AUGUCGAAGCUACGCAAAAAUACCAUACCAGGGAGAACAGAGGCCUGCAAAGAAUGGGGAUUUUUCCAACUUGUCAAUCAUGGAAUUCCAGUAGAUCUUCUACAAAAGGCUGAGAAUGGUGGCCGGAAUUUAUUAUCCAUGCCUAACGAGGUCAAAGACAAAACCUCAGCUGGUAAGCCAUUCGAUACUUACUUCCGAAGAGGAAACUAUGAGACCUUUCACCUUCGAGACUCGACCAGUCCAGGUUCCUUUGAGCAAAUGUAUGCAAAACUGUGCCCUGAAAAGAACCCCAAUUUAUGCGAAGCGAUGGCAGCAUACGCUUCGUGUGUCUCAGAUCUUGCACACAAAAUCACAAAAAUAAUUCUUGCAGGCCUAGGAUUGGAUGCCCAGAAUUUCUACCACAAUUACUUUGAAAACUGUGCAAAAGUUUUGCGUAUAAACGGUUAUUCACUGGAAAACAUGUCCAUCGGGGAGGAGGCGCUUGUCUCCCAUACAGAUACUGGGUGCCUCACAAUUCUUUAUUCAGAUGAUGCGUGGAUUAAUGGCCGCUACCGCAGCGCAGAGCAUCGUGUUAUUUGUACAGGUUGCAGAAAGCGCAUGUCAAUUGUCGUUCUCACCACUUUUCCUGAAGAGACGGAAAUCUGGGCGCCUGAGGAGCUUGUGGACGACAACCACCCAAGGCGUUACAAGCCUUUCGUAUUCUCAGAUUUAAUGCGUGAAAAACUUAGUAAUAAAGGUGAUAAUGUAAUAAGUAGUGCUCUUGAACGGUUCGCGGGUAUAUAA
Molecule: messenger RNA, 783 nt
Organism: Cryptomeria japonica (Japanese cedar)
Lineage: Eukaryota; Viridiplantae; Streptophyta; Pinopsida; Cupressales; Cupressaceae
Product: 2-oxoglutarate-dependent dioxygenase DAO-like
Exons: 4
Coding region: 1-783 (260 amino acids)
Molecular function (GO): dioxygenase activity
Source: RefSeq, a predicted model, not a curated record